Messenger RNA from Sinocyclocheilus rhinocerous, 3784 nucleotides. It is a transcript of the gene camta2, whose product is annotated as calmodulin binding transcription activator 2. Gene Ontology annotation, cellular component: nucleus. Gene Ontology annotation, biological process: regulation of transcription by RNA polymerase II. Gene Ontology annotation, molecular function: protein binding; double-stranded DNA binding; transcription coregulator activity. The record is from RefSeq and is a predicted model, not a curated record. The transcript is spliced from 20 exons. The coding region runs from base 148 to 3702 and encodes 1184 amino acids. NCBI's taxonomy places the organism in Eukaryota, Metazoa, Chordata, Actinopteri, Cypriniformes, Cyprinidae.
GUGCUCGGCUCCGGCUGGUGCGCGCCUGCGUGACGUCACUGGUGUGAAGAAGAUGGCGGCGCUCGUGAAGGCGGAAGUGUCGCAGUUUCGUCCUCCCUGGAUCAUGUGACUGCCUCCUGCAGACCGGAGGAGUGUGUGAACUUCACCAUGAACAACAAGGACGCAACGACUGAGUCCGAGUCCAGCGGUCAGAUGAAAGCCUUCUUACCCAAUAAGCUGCUGGAGUGUUUGCCUCGCACCACCACUUUCCCCAAAGAGAGACUGCGCUGGAACACCAACGAGGAAAUUGCAUCGUUCCUGAUUUCGUUCGACAGACAUGACGAGUGGCUUUCUUGCAUGCUUAAGACCAGGCCACAGAACGGUUCAGUCAUCCUGUACAAUCGCAAGAAGGUCAAAUACCGGAAAGAUGGAUAUUGCUGGAAGAAGAGGAAGGACGGAAAGACGACCAGAGAGGAUCACAUGAAACUGAAGGUUCAGGGCAUGGAGUGUCUUUACGGUUGUUAUGUUCAUUCCUCCAUCGUCCCAACAUUCCACAGGAGAUGCUAUUGGCUGCUGCAGAACCCAGACAUUGUUCUCGUGCACUAUCUGAACGUGCCGUCGCUGGAGGACAGUGUGAAGUCGUGUGCUCUGACCGACCGCAGGGACACUCUGCGCUGGAGCCAAGACGAACUGCUGUCUCAACUCAAACCCAUGUUCCACAGUAUGAAAUGGUCUUGUGAAGGCAACGGUUCUGUCGAGCUCUCAGUGGAGCAGAUGGUGCAACAGAUCCUAGAAACACAACAGACCAAACCACACACAUCUCCCGGAUCCAACAUUCCUCACCGCUGCAACAGCACCAAACAUCGCAUCAUCUCACCCAAACUGCCCACCCCUCACCCCGCCCUCAGCGAGCUGCAGAAUCUGGCCAAUGAGGGCUCCGGAGCGGAGGCGGGGCUAGAGGUGGGCCCGGGCGAUGCUUUAGUCGCUGUCAUGCCUUCAGAGAGGAAGCAGCUCUCUGGUGCGCCAGAAGAUGGUGGGCGGGUCGAGGACACUGGGGGCGGGGCUUCACCGUGCUCCGCCUCUUCCUCGUCCUCCUCGAGUCCGCCCCAAACGCAGCGGGCGGCGACAAUCGCUCUUAGCAACGGAAACGGAUUCUACGGUGACCAGCGGGGCGGAUUGGCAGCGGUGGCGCUGCCGCAGAAUGCGCUCAUCGUCAUGACGACGGCAGCACUGGUGGGGCGUGGCUGUGGGGAGGAGCCAAAGGGCAAGCUAGGCUCCACACGACUGUCGCUCACCCGCACCGGCGGGCGGCUCGUUCUAUCUCCUGUGCCGCCCAAACAGGACACGCCCUCCCCGCCAAGCUCCGCCUCCCCACCGAGCCCUGCCCCACCCAAUCAGGGCGUGGCCACGCUGUCACUCACUCUCCUGCCCAGCCCUGUGAUUGGAGGACUGCUGCUGACCGACCGCAUUGUCCCAGACACCCCCGGGAUGCUCCUGCACCCAAACCCAACGUCUCCCUCGCCCUCGCUGCUCCCGUUUGACCCCGAUUCCUUUCUCAACUGCCCCAAACAGGGGCAGACCUACGGAGGCCCCGCCCUCACAUCCCACUCCGCCUCCUCUUCCCCGUCUCCGCCUCUUUCUACAUCUCCUCAGCCCCCGUCUCUCGCUCUGUCUCUUUCUCCCACGUCUCCGCCGUCGUCUCUAUCCUCCCUCUCUUCUGAGACGGAAAGGAAGAGUAUUCCGGGUCGUCCCUCCUCCAGUCCAGUCUCCCUGUCUCUUUCGCUCUCUCCGACGCGAACGACUCCCGCGCUGCUCCCGUUGUGUCUGGAGUCGUCAUUAGGACUCGAUUCGCUGAGUCCCCCACUGUCUGUCCCUCCCUCCGACAACAGAGCUCCUCCCACCGGAUUCAACGCUGAAGCCCCGCCUGGUCAUCUACUGACCAAUCAGGUCAACAGGAUGACCCAGAUAACACCCUCCCUCGAAGUGCUGCCGACCAAUCAGCUGCCUACAGAGGGAGAAAAGGCUGAGUCACAGCACCCUUGUCCUCUAGAAACGCACCCCAUGUGCAUUCAACCACCAAAUCUGACCCCGCCCCCGGCCACGCCCCCAAGCGUGAGUCCCGUUCAAGUGAAGGAGGAGCAGUCUCUGCCCACUCAAGCACAUUUCGAAUCAGACGUCACGCCCAUGGACACCACCCACUGUGACCAUAUCGACGGCGAGGAGGCGGGGCUGACGUUUGACUCCGCCUUCCCCGACCUCAUAUCUGAGCUCAUCACAGAGGAGCCCGUCAGCCACCCUCCCACCCUGGCUCCGCCCGUUUACCCCGUCAGGUACAUGGUUCCGCCUCAGCCGACACCGUCCACCUCGUUCCUGCCCUUCCUGCUCCUUACAAACUGCUCACCGGAACAAACCCAGCAGCUGGCCAACAUCACGGACUUCUCACCCGAGUGGUCGUACCCGGAGGGCGGAGUGAAGGUGUUGAUCACAGCUCAUGAAGCUGGACUCGUCGCUCUGCACGUGUUGAAGGACUCCAGCGCCGUCUCCUCCUCAGUGCUGUUUGAGUAUCGCGCUCGCAACGCCUCGUCCUUACCGAGCUCACAGCUGGACUGGUUAUCACUGGAUGAUAACCAGUUCAGGAUGUCGAUUCUGGAGCGUUUGGAGCAGAUGGAGCGGCGAAUGGCAGAAAUGUCAAAUAACAGUCAGCAGAAUCAACACAUGAUUCACUAUCAUCAGCAUCUGUCGAGGAACCAGAGCUCCGCUCCGCGCUUGACUCCUGAGAACCAGUCGGGGCUGUGGUUCGAGCGCAGGAUCGUGGCCGUGUGCGAGCGGAUGAUGGCCGGCGGUCGCUGGGAACGAGGCGGUGAGACGGACAGACUCACACACUCCAUCAGACACCGAGGGAUGACGCUACUGCACCUCGCCGCUGCUCAGGGAUACACACAGCUCAUACACACACUCAUACGCUGGAGGAGUAUCAGUGUGAAUAGUUUGGAUCUGGAACAGGAAGUGGAUCCUCUGAAUGUUGAUCAUUUCUCCUGCACACCUCUGAUGUGGGCGUGUGCUCUGGGUCAUCAGGCCGCAGCUGUGUUGUUGUACCGCUGGAGCAGCGCGGCUCUGGGAAUCCCGGACUCUCUGGGUCGUCUGCCUCUGGCUGUGGCACAUUCCCGUGGACACACACGUCUAGCGCGCUGUCUGGAGGAGUUACACACACACUCUCAGACGCAGGAACACACACCGGACACACCCUCACCUCCGUACCGACCCCUGUCUCCACUGUCCUGCAGCCCUGACACGGGUAACAACACACACCAGGCCCCUGGGCGGAGGCUUAAGGAGCAGCAGGACAUGGCUGCAGCUGUAAUACAGCGCUGUUACCGCAAAUACAAACAGCUAACAUGGAUAGCACUGAAGUACGCCUUGUAUAAGAAGAUGACACAGGCAGCCAUACUGAUUCAGAGCAAGUUCCGCAGUUAUUACGAGCAGAAGAAGUUCCAGCAGUCGCGGCGAGCAGCCGUCCUCAUCCAGCAGUACUACCGCAGCUAUAAAGAGUAUGAGCGCGUCAAGCAGGGGCCACGCGGCCCCGGGGCCCUCAACACCAGGCUCAAAGGCUCGUUCCUGACCAAGAAACAGGAUCAGGCCGCGCGGAAGAUCAUGCGCUUCCUCAGACGCUGCAGACACAGGAUUAAGGAGCUGAAACAGAGUAAAGAGCUGGAGCGCAAAUGACUGACCACCUGACCUCACACACUCACUCACUCACUCACUCACUCACACGCACACACACUCACUCACUCACUCGCACACUCAC